Sphaeroforma arctica JP610 is the source of this 207-nucleotide messenger RNA. RefSeq lists its product as hypothetical. The record is from RefSeq and is a predicted model, not a curated record. Bases 1 to 207 code for a protein of 68 amino acids. The transcript has 2 exons. Lineage: Eukaryota; Ichthyosporea; Ichthyophonida.
AUGAGGUUGAUGCGUAAGAUAGUAUCGUCCGGCAAACCCGAUGCGGAUGACGGUCCCAAGCCGGCAAAUCGUAGCUCGAUCUCAUCCAUACAUUCUACGUCAAAGAAAUCCUCACUUGUUCCCCCGAAACAGAAACAAGCGGAAGAAACAACUGUACCGGGAGAAGCGUCGGUCAUAUUGGCAGAACCAAGCCGUAUGAGCGUUUGA